AUGGACAACACCGCUGCUGGCACGACUUCGACGCCGGACGCUUUCACGUCACUGGGCCAUCAACUGGAAGAACUUCAGCUCAUAAAAUUUUCCCUCCUUCCUGGCGAGCUGUUCACGUUCGUGCUCCCCGACGAGGACGCAGCGGCGUGGACGAGCGCCGUCGACGCAUAUAGCACAGAUCCCGAAGGCGAAGCCGUGCAGGCCCUGAAGCAGCGUCUAUCGGAUCACGUUCAGCCCGAUCGCUCACGGGACGUGUACUUCGAGCUCGAGUUGCCCGAUGCGUACCCAGGCGCUGCAGGUGGACCUGGCGUCCAUGUCAAGGGCGACGCCCUGCACCACGCAGAGGAGAUACGAUGGAACGAGAUCGUCAACGCGAAGCUAGAAGACAUUCCCGAUUGCGGAUUUCCGACGUACCAGCUGCUCUCGGAACACCUCCUGCCGCUCCUGCACGCCAAGCUCGACGCACAAUCCCCUCGCGUGCGGCAAGCCGCAGCGCCCCGCGCGAUGGAGCCUGCGCCGGCGCCGUCCCAGCUGCAUCACGCGCUGCUGACCUCGCACCACCUGGUGUCACCCCAGAAACGACGCAGCAUGCAGCACUGGUCCGCCGCGCUGUCUGUGUCCGGAUUUGCGAAGGUGGGGCACCCCGGCGUGAUCUACUGCGCGGGCGCGCGCGAGGCCGUGGAGGAGUUCGUGCGGAACGUGAAGGCCAUGCAGUGGCUCGCGCUGCGCGUGCGUUUCGUGGAGCCCCUCGCGAACCCCGGUUCGGCUUCGGAAAACGAGCGGAAAGCGAACAGGCGCUGGGUCGAGUACGAGAAAGUGGGCGAUGUGGUCGAGGAGAUGAGGCGGCUUGGGCGCGUGUCGUACAUCGUCGAGAUGGGCAUUGGUUCUUCUGCAGCGACCAUGUCAAAGUGAAUUCGCGAAACGUAUCAACGCUGUUGAUGAGUGGUCACCGGAUCACCUGUUCUGCGAGUCAAUCACACGUGCAAAAAUGGUGCAAGGCCUCUCAGCCGCAAGGGCCAGGCUUCAUCCAGCUGAGAGCUCAAUCAUCGAAGCCAGCCGGCAUUACACUGUGGUGAGAUUAGAAACCUCCACCCAGUCAAGCAAAGAAGCAGCCCGACUGGGCUGCCAAGACACUCGCAUAUCAGGAAGAGACGCGUGGAUUCUCUUGACAGCAUAUAACUUUACAUACAUGAAAGGAAUAACAAAUAGGAUACUCGACAGCGAAACUACCCUUUUUUUUAACCCAGUCUUCAACUGGAUGGAAGGGAAAAGCCGUUCUUGAAUUAGCUGUUUGCGCGUUGGAUGGGGAGGCUUAGUACCUCCUGUCAUCGUAGCGUCUAUCAUAGUCGCGGCCUCCGCCGUCACGGCCACUGUAGCUUCUGUCGUAGUCGCGGUAGCCACGGUCGCCGCGGUCGUAAUCCCUGCGAG
Heterobasidion irregulare TC 32-1 is the source of this 1428-nucleotide messenger RNA. RefSeq lists its product as uncharacterized. NCBI's taxonomy places the organism in Eukaryota, Fungi, Basidiomycota, Agaricomycetes, Russulales, Bondarzewiaceae. The record is from RefSeq and is a predicted model, not a curated record. The transcript has 3 exons. Bases 1 to 912 code for a protein of 303 amino acids.